AUGGCUGAUCAAUAUAUCGAGGUAUCUAGUGGUUAUAGUAAUAAUAAUUAUGCUAAUGUUUCAUUAAUUGUUGAUAUCGCCGAACGUACUAGUGUUCAUGCUGUUUGGGCUGGCUGGACAUGCAUCCGAGAACCUGAAUCAUUAGCGCAGAGUAAACAUAAGAUAGUUUUCAUUGGUCCUCCCAAUUCAGCGAUGCAUUCGUUAGGUGAUAAAAUAUCAUCUACGAUCGUUGCUCAAUCUGCAAAUGUUCCUACGAUGGAUUGGAGUUAUAGCAAAUAUCAUUGGAUUUACCAAGCUUCGGAGGGUGGAGAAGGAAAGGGAAUUAGAAAAGUGGAAAAUCCAGAUAAUUUUAAGCAAGAAUUUGCUCAAGUUCAAGGUGAGGUUCCUGGUUCACCGAUUUUCAUCAUGCGGCUUGCUCGAGAUGCUCGUCAUCACGAAGUUCAAUUUUAUUGGAUCAAUACGGGAAACGCGAUCUCCUUAUUUGGAAGAGAUUUUUCGGUACAAAGGCGUCAUCAAAAGAUCAUUGAAGAGGCUCCGUUACGAUUGCAAAACAAGAGACAUUUGAAUCGAUGGAAAGGUCUGCUAUUACAGGUUGAACAUCCUACGACAGAAAUGGUUACAGGUGUGAAUUUACCUGCUGUUCAAUUACAAAUCGCUAUGCUUCAUCAAAUUCGUGAUAUUAGAAUUCUUUAUGGUAUAACAGCGGAAAAUCCUGACGCAGGAUUCAAACCAAGUAGUGGUAUGUCGUGCUUCAAUGAAUUGUCGGUUCGUGGAGACUUUAGAACCGCAGUUGAAUAUUUAGUCAAAUUGCUUGAAACCCAAGCUUUCGAAGAAAAUAGUUUUACAACGGGAUUGUUGGACAUGUUAAUAUAUGAUGAAAAUCUAACGGCCGAAAAGCCUGAUAAAAUGUUGGCUGUUAUAUGCGGUGCAGUGACCAAAGCUUAUACAGCAGCCAUGGAAUCCAUAAUGGAAUAUAAAGUUUCUUGGAGAAAGGACAAAUCCCUGGCAGAGAUAUAUUGCGCACCAUCAGCUCCAGAUUCUUUCACGCUUUACUUGAAUGGAUCAAGGGUUCAAGUUUUUCUUACCGAUGGUGGGGUUAUUAGUAAAACUUGUUUACUUGAACAAGAAAAUGAUCCAACACAACUUCUUUUACUCUCCUGGAAAGCUUGUGAGAUUUUGUGGAGUCUGACGAUCAUUCGAGUUCGUCACGUGUUACCUUUUGCACUUCCUGCAAUGAAUCCGCCCGUUUUAGUUUGUGAUAAAGCUCAUCAGAGAUUUUGUGAGGUCAAGCAUAUCUUUGGAUGUAUAUUGGAUGGUUAUGAUAUUCAAGCAAUGUUACAGAGUAGCGUCAAAGAAAUAAUCGAACUUUUAGAAUAUUCCGAUCUUCCUUAUUUAGAAUCUCAUGCAGUACUUUCAGCACUCUCCGGAAGAAUCCCGGCCAAACUUGAGACAGCUUUAUUGAGAAUUUCUAAUGAGACGCAUAUCCUGAUUUUGUUCUCGAAUUCGGACAAACGCGAAGAAGCUGUUCAUGCUUUACGUGACGAAUACAAGAAUGACCUGAGAUUAGGCCCGCAAAUGUUAGACAAGCUCUUAUUCACCGUUUUUGAAAAAUUGGCGGAACUUGGAGGGCGUUUCACAACCAAAGUUACAUUGAAGGCGCGUGAAUUGUUGAUUCAUUGUCAUUUAACUUCUUAUGAAGAAAGGUAUGCUCAAAUGGAACAAAUAAUGAAGGCUGCAGUUAUAGAGAGUCAUUAUGGAGAUUAUGGUUAUGACUACCGAACCCCAAGUUAUGAUUCUCUCAAAGAAUUAAUUGAUACGCGAUUUGUUGUUUUCGAUGUUCUUCCGAAUUUCUUUUAUCAUCAAGAUAAUCAAGCCCCAUUUAUGGUCUCUUGGAACUUCUCACUUCAUAGUGCUACGACUGAUAGUCCAACUGGUUCGGUCGAAAGCCCCUCGUCUUUUAGUAUGAGACGUUCAGCUUCUAUAUCAGAUUUAAGUUAUUUGAUUCCGAAAAUCGAGAAUGAGCCACUUCGUGUUGGCGCCAUGAUUUCCUGCACUUUGAAUGAAGAAAUAGAAAAAAAUAUACCACGAAUUUUAAAACUUUUUCCAAAAAUACAAACUGAAGCUGUUAAAGGAUUUAUUGAUCGGCACGGCAAAAGAUUAUGGAGGUUACGUGCGACCGCAGCCGAAGUUCGUUUCAAAGUUGUAGAUCUUACAUUAGGAACAAGUUAUCUUUACGUGUCAUCAUUAAUAAUGUCUCCGGAACUUGAAAGCUGGAUUCUUAAAUCAAUUGGUCGACAGGGUUCAAUGCAUUUGCAACCAACCCACACACCUUACCCAACAAAAGAAUGGCUUCAACCAAAGCGUUAUAAGGCUCAUUUAAUGGGUACCACCUACGCUUACGAUUUUCCCGAAUUAUUUCGCCAAGAUAUUAGAAUACUAUGGAAUUGUGCAUCUCUUCAUAGUUCAAACCUUAAAUGUACUAGUGAUGUUUUGGAAGCCAAAGAACUUGUGCUUGACCAGAAUAAUAAUUUACAAGAAGUAGAGAGAGCUUCGGGAACGAAUUCAUUUGGUAUGAGUAUGUCAGCAAAUUCUGGUGCAAGGAUUGGAUUGGCGGAAGAAGUUAUGAAUCAUUUUAACGUUGCAUGGAUUGAUAAAGGAAAUCCAAGCAAAGGAGAAACACGACAUAAAUUCACCGACAUUAUUGGAUCAAAAGAUGGGCUUGGUGUUGAAUGUUUGAAGGGUUCGGGAUUAAUCGCUGGGAUUACAUCGCGAGCAUAUGAGGACAUUUUUGCAAUAACGUUAGUUACUUGUCAUUCAGUUGAAGAGAAGUUUAUACAGGAAAUCUACAACUUGGAGGCACGCAAAUUAUGGAGUUCACAUCUGACUGCACAAAAUGAUUUGGAGGAUAAUUGGGACAGGGAUGUUAGUUAUAUGCCUCCCAAAGGGCCUUACGAUCCAAGAUGGUUGAUUGCGGGCAAAUAUGAGAUUGAAAGAGAUCCCAACAGUUCCUCCUUUGUUGAAAAUUUAAGUGGAUGGGUGAGGACCGUUGUAGUUGGACGAGCACGUCUUUGUGGAAUCCCAAUGGGUGUUAUAGCAGUUGAAACUCGUACUGUUGAAAGUAUAGUUCCAGCUGAUCCGGUUAAUGCAAAUUCUCAUCAGCAGCUGAUGAUGGAAGCCGGACAAGUUUGGUAUCCCAAUUCAGCCUAUAAGACUGCUCAAGCGAUUAAUGAUUUUAACAAAGGCGAACAAUUGCCCUUAAUGAUAUUUACUAAUUGGCGUGGAUUUUCAGGACAUGUUUCAAGAGAUUCUAAAAUAUGGAUCUUAUAUCAACUUCGUGGUGGUGCUUGGGUUGUAAUAGAUCCUACCAUUAACGAUGAUAUGAUGGAAAUGUACGCCGAUUCAAAAUCAAGAGCUGGUGUACUUGAACCCGAAGGAAUUGUAGAAAUCAAAUUCAUAAAGCCACAAUUGCUCGCAACAAUAGAAAGGUUAGAUGAAAUGGAACAAGAAUUAUUACCGAUAUAUUCACGAAUAGUUGCAGAUUUACAUGAUACACCGGGAAUAAUGAAAUCCAAAGAAACGAUAAGAAAAUCUUUAGAAUGGAAGGAAUCUAGAAGAUUCUUUUAUUGGCGUGUUCGAAGAAGGUUACAUGAAGAGUACGUAUUUAGAGAUUUGAUCAAGGCAAAUGAUAAAUUGACUAGAAACGAUAUGAAACAAUACUUAAUAAAUUGUUUAAAGAUAAUAAUAUUGAAAGCGAUAAUAAUGAAUUUGAUUGGGAAGAAUCUGAUGAAGAAAUUGUGA
Molecule: messenger RNA, 3798 nt
Organism: Funneliformis geosporum
Lineage: Eukaryota; Fungi; Glomeromycota; Glomeromycetes; Glomerales; Glomeraceae
Source: the annotation of a GenBank genome assembly